AUGUCUGCAUGGGAUUCAGAUAUUUUGGGUCAUGUUAUCUUAUUGAAUAUGGAAGGCAAUUCUACUAGUAUUCCUACUGAAAUUCAACAUUUGUUAGAACAGUACAGAUCAGUUUUUGCUGAACCAAAAGGGCUACCUCUCAUAGAUCUCAUGACCAUGCUAUUCCACUCAAAUCUAAUGCUACUCCUUGUGAAUCUAAGGCCUUAUAGAUUUCUUUAUAAUCAAAAGGCUGAAGUUGAAAAACAUAUAGCUACUAUGUUGUCCUCUUCUGUUAUUCAGCCUAGUAAGAGCCCAUUUGCAUCUCCCUGCCUUCUUAUUAAAAAGAAGGAUGACACUUGGAGAUUUUGUGUGUAUUACAGAGAAUUAAAUAGUCUGACCAUUAAAGAUAAAUUUCCUAUUCCUAUAGUGGAAGAUUUGCUAGAUGAAUUGUAUGGGACAAUAUACUUUUCAAAAAUUAAUUUGAGGUUAGGUUAUUGGCAGAUCAGAAUUAAACCUGAAGAUAUUUACAAGACAGCCUUUAGAACUCAUCAAUGCCAUUAUGAGUUCAAGGUGGAGUAUCUUGGCCAUAUUAUUUCUGCUGCAGGAGUAUCUACUGACCCUAGCAAGGUGGAGGCUAUGCAGAAUUGGCCUAAGCCUAAAACUCUUAAAUCUUUAAGAGGAUUUCUGGGCCUAACUAGAUAUUACAGGAGAUUUAUCAAAAAUUAUGAUGCUAGUUCUGGAGGUAUAGGGGAUGUUCUUGCACAAGAAGGGACCUAUUGCUUAUUUGAGUCAAGCUCUAAGUCUAAGAAUUCAGCAUUAUCUAUAUAUGAAAAAGAAUACCUUGCUAUUCUUUUGGCUAAGUUGACUACCACUAUUCAAAAGAAAGGGUUGACAAAGCUAUUAGGAUUGGAUUAUACUAUACAGUACAGAAAAGGAAAGUUGAAUGUUGUUGCUGAUGCCUUAUCUACAAGAUGGGAGGAUCAGGCUCAAUGCUUUGUUUUGGGAGCUACUGUUUUAGUACCUACUUGGGUUCAAGAGGUGGAAGACUGUUAUCAGGGUGAUACUUUAGAACAUUACUGGAUUUCAACUCUUAUUAUUAAUCCUACAACUAAUAGUAAAUGGAAGUAUUCUAAGGCUGUCCUUAGAUGCAGUUGUAGGGUUUAUAUUGGAGAUCAUGGCAGUCUUAGAUUGAAGGUUAUUAAGACCUUACAUGACUCUCCUCAAUGA
Messenger RNA from Hibiscus syriacus, 1206 nucleotides. RefSeq lists its product as uncharacterized. Lineage: Eukaryota; Viridiplantae; Streptophyta; Magnoliopsida; Malvales; Malvaceae. The record is from RefSeq and is a predicted model, not a curated record. The transcript is spliced from 4 exons. Bases 1 to 1206 code for a protein of 401 amino acids.